Messenger RNA from Leucoraja erinaceus (little skate), 1352 nucleotides. Its product is annotated as zinc finger protein 367-like. NCBI's taxonomy places the organism in Eukaryota, Metazoa, Chordata, Chondrichthyes, Rajiformes, Rajidae. The transcript is spliced from 5 exons. Gene Ontology annotation, biological process: regulation of transcription by RNA polymerase II; central nervous system development. The coding region runs from base 211 to 1287 and encodes 358 amino acids. The record is from RefSeq and is a predicted model, not a curated record. Gene Ontology annotation, cellular component: nucleus. Gene Ontology annotation, molecular function: DNA-binding transcription factor activity, RNA polymerase II-specific; RNA polymerase II cis-regulatory region sequence-specific DNA binding.
GUCACUGCCACUUUAAACUGAACAUGUAAUGUAUUCCAGAUCCUUCGAUAUUACUGUAUGUUAACUGUAAAUGAUUCUGCUGUUUAAGAGCAUACUUUCCUUAUUACUAAUCCCCGGGGUGAUGCGAUGCUUCCGCAUUAACCUCGCCAGUGCCUGAGUCAUUUGGAGAGUUUUUUAAAGGCGCUCUCAACUUUAAAAAAAUCAGUUUAAAUGCCAUCUUUGACACACACACACACACAUUCACCUGCUGAUUGGGCGAAAAGCGCGGGGACUCCCUCCUCUCUCUGGACCGAUUGGUUAUCGAGAUUUCCCAGCAGCCAAAAUUACGCGGGAGAGACAAGGGAGGACAAGAGUCUUUGCAAGAACUGGACUUACUUUAAAAAAAUAAAACGGUGGGGGGGGGAGAAAAAAAAAUCAAUGUAUAUCAUCAUGUCUGGAUCUGCGGGUUACGAUUCGCCCAAGCGGAUGGUCGUCUCUGUAAUCAAAUCCACGUGCAAUGCAGAGGAGGUAAAUCUGGGUCAGUUGUCAAUGUAUUUGCAAUGCCCAUGGCCAGAAAACUCCAACAACAUGAGUCUCAGCCCGACUCCCAGCAUCGGAUCAACAGGGUCCAACUCGCCCGGAGAGAGCCUUGACCUCCCCGCCUACAAGGACGGGACACGGCGCGGGCGUCCAAGAGCAGAGAUAGUCCGAGAUCUGAUCACUGAAGGCACUCUGUCCACCAGCCGCAUCCGCUGUCAGAUCUGCAAUCGGGUAUUCCCGCGGGAAAAGUCGCUACAAGCUCACAAAAGGACACACACUGGUGAGAGGCCGUACGUGUGUGACUAUCCGAGCUGUGGGAAGGCUUUCGUGCAGAGCGGGCAGCUGAAGACGCACCAACGCUUGCACACUGGCGAGAAGCCCUUCAUCUGUUCCGAGCCUGGUUGUGGCACUAAGUUUGCCCAUGCCAACCGGCACUGCGCCAAGCACCCGUACGCCAGGCUGAUGAGACAGGAGGGUGCAACAGAUCACAACUGCGCCCCGGUGACUGAAGAGGAUAAGGCGGUGGCGGCCUGGCUUGCAAGGUACUGGCAGAGUCGGGAGCAGAGGCUGAGCCCCAUGAAGGAAGGCACGGGCUUCCAGAAAUCUGACCUGGAGCUGAAGAAGUCGACGGAUGGCCACCGACAUAUGGAGGAGGAGGAGGACUUGCCGCCCCAUUCCGGUCGCCAGUUGCAAGAGCAGAAGGAGCGCUGGCACGGAGCCCUGGCACUUAUCCAAUUGGCCAACGUCUGCUCAGCACGGCCACUGUGAACACUUUACCUCAACCCCCCCCCCCCCUUGCUUGCUCGCUCAAUUCCCCAUCCCCCAAUCUUCCC